Molecule: messenger RNA, 2059 nt
Organism: Fomitiporia mediterranea MF3/22
Lineage: Eukaryota; Fungi; Basidiomycota; Agaricomycetes; Hymenochaetales; Hymenochaetaceae
Product: FAD/NAD-binding domain-containing protein
Exons: 13
Coding region: 94-1917 (607 amino acids)
Molecular function (GO): flavin adenine dinucleotide binding; N,N-dimethylaniline monooxygenase activity; NADP binding
Source: RefSeq, a predicted model, not a curated record
UGACGCUUCUUUAGCCAAUGCAUUAUAAACUGAUACGUUCCCCAGCAGAGAAUCUAAGACUUACCCUCUUCUCUUCCACGGGCGCUUUUGAUAAUGGCGGGAGACGCAGCUCUGACACACGCACAACGUUCUCUGCCCACUCUAGACAGGCUGAAUGCCAAAGUGUCAGGGACUGUCGAUACAAAGGGAAUUGCCUCCAGAUGGUUCCUCGAUUUCGCAAAGCAUGUGGAGGACAAGAAUAUCGCAGCCAUCACAGACUUAUUGGUCGACUUCGCUUUCUGGCGCGACAUGCUUGCGCUCACCUGGGACUUUCGAUCAUUUGAGGGAACACAGCUUAUCAAACAAUUCUUGCAAGAUGUCCUCGUCACAUCUGGGCUUGGCAAUCUCCAGCUGAAGGAGGAUUCAAUCGCACUUCAGCAACCGUAUCAUGAUAUCUUGUGGAUCACCGCUAUAUUCACGUUUGAAACCAAGGUUGGGCGCGGGUCGGGUGUGUUUCGUCUCGUCCCUACUGCCAGUGGCGAAUGGAAGGCGUAUAUCGUCUAUACAAACCUAGAGGAGCUGAAGGACUUCCCCGAACGUAUCGGUACACGCCGCAACUUCAUUCCCAAUCAUGGGAUGUGGCCGGAGCAGCGACGUCGAGAAAUCAACUUUGAGGAUACAGAACCGGCCGUCGUCAUCAUUGGUGGAGGUCAAAGCGGUCUUGAAGUCGCGGCGCGUCUCAAGCUUCUCGAUGUCCCCACGCUUAUUGUUGAGAGGCAGGCCAGAGUUGGAGAUCAGUGGCGAGGUAGAUAUGAAGCAUUAUGUCUACAUGAUCCUGUUUGGUAUGACCAUAUGCCAUACAUUCCUUUCCCUCUGUCCUGGCCUGUCUGGUCCCCAGCUCCGAAACUUGCAGAUUGGCUGGAGUUCUACGCAAAUUCGAUGGAAUUAAAUGUUUGGACGAGCUCGACAAUUGAGAAUAUCCAACAGAAUCCUUCUGGGAAGGGCUGGACCGUGUCCGUUAAGCGCGCAGAUGGCUCGAUUCGUGUCUUCAACCCUCGACAUAUCGUCUUUGCACACGGCUUCGGUGGCGGUGUAGCAAACCUUCCGAAAUUCCCUGGAAUGGAUGAAUUCGAAGGAAGGAUUGUUCAUUCGUCGAAAUUCAAGUCUGCCCGUGAUAAUAUUGGGAAGAAGGUCGUGGUAAUUGGUGCCUGUACCUCGGGACACGAUAUCGCCCAUGAUCACUAUACCCACGGUGUUGAUGUAACUUUAUAUCAGAGGAGCUCCACGUAUAUAAUGUCAAACAAGGAAGGCAUGCCGAGACUGAUGAAAGACUUUUACUGGGAGGGAUGCCCUCCGACAGACGUUGCUGACCUUCUCUACCAUUCACAACCUAACCAUCUCUUACGCAUGAUCCAUAUGCGUGUGACAAAAGACAUUGCCGAUGCUGAUAGGGAGCUCUUGGAAGGGCUAGAGAAGCGUGGAUUCAGAAUAAACUUUGGAGACGACGGUUCCGGCUUCCUCAUGAAAGCAUGGGAACGCGGCGGAGGGUAUUACCUCGACGUUGGAGCGAGCCAACUAAUUGUCGAUGGAAAGAUUAAGCUGAAGAAUGAUAGUCAGAUCUCACGCUUCUCAAAGCACUCCAUUGAGUUUGAGGACGGAAGCGAACUUCCUGCUGACGUGGUUAUAUUCGCGACCGGUUAUGGUGACCCAAAGCAGCUUGUCGGCGAACUUGUCGGUAAGGACGUCGCGGAUAGGGUGAAUCAAGUGUGGGGUUUAAAUAACGAGGGUGAGAUCAAUUCGGCGUGGCGCUGGAGUGGUGUACAGGGCUUGUAUUUCAUGAUGGGUAAUCUCGCACUUUGUAGAUUCCAUUCUAGACAUCUCGCGCUCUACAUCAAAGCUCAGGAGGCUGGCCUAAAUGUGGAGCGGUACACCAAAUAAGGAAGCCGGGUAUGAAAGAAACGAUCUGCCUGAGAGCACGCUGUCCCAUUUUCAAAAAUACACCCUGUAGAAAUUUUGUAUUAGGAAAGGAACUCACAAUUGUCUGGAUUUGUAUUAUUUGUUAUAUGCGAAGCUUCACGAU